Prunus armeniaca (apricot) is the source of this 465-nucleotide messenger RNA. The record is from the annotation of a GenBank genome assembly. NCBI's taxonomy places the organism in Eukaryota, Viridiplantae, Streptophyta, Magnoliopsida, Rosales, Rosaceae.
AUGCAAGUGGUGUCUCAAUCCUUGGAAAUAAUAGGCUAUGUGGUGGAAUUCCAGAAUUCCUUCUUCCUGCAUGCUCUAGCAAAAGCGCCAUUCACCACGAGGAUUACUUGCCCCGAAAGUGUUUUAUACUCUCAACUCUUUCAAGCAACUGAUGGGUUCUCUGUGGACAAUCUGAUUGGCUCGGGAAGUUUCGGUUCUGUUUACAAAGGAGUACUCCCUAAUGAUGGAAUGGUAGUCGCUGUUAAGGUAUUAAACCUUCAACAAGAAGGAGCUUCCAAGAGUUUCAUUGGUGAAUGCAAAGUGUUAAGAAGUAUAAGGCAUCGUAAUCUUCUCAAGAUUGUAACCGUCUGCUCCAGUAUUGAUAAUCAGGGCAAUGACUUCAAAAGUCUAGUUUUGGAGUUCAUGGAAAAUGGAAGUCUAGACCAGUGGCUUCAUCCAAGAGAUGACGAAACAAUCUCAGCCUAA